This is a messenger RNA of Staurois parvus, 727 nucleotides long. Lineage: Eukaryota; Metazoa; Chordata; Amphibia; Anura; Ranidae. The record is from the annotation of a GenBank genome assembly.
AUGUCUAAAGCGUGCACUCUGAAGAUCAGUCCUGCCAACAAGGAAAAGGUGGAUGGAUUCUGUGCAAAUCUUUACAAUCAGGUCCAGAACUUCCUAUCGGAAUUUGUCCCAGAGAAGAUUCACCACCUGGAUAGUCUGUUGAAGAGUGACCUCUUCAGUGUCAAGGAUCUGACAACCCUUCAUGCUGAGCUGAAUAUUCCUAUUCCUGACCCUCCUUCUCCAGAAUCUGAGGAUUCUAAAAUGGAAACUGAUAAAGAAGAAAAGAAAGCUCCUAAAUGCGGAUUCUUGAAGGAAAAUGAGAAGAUUUAAAAAAAUCCUAAACGUUGUCCUACCUGAGAUAAGGACUCUCCGUGAGGGUUGUGCACUGAUUAUCACUUGGAUCCAUCAUGUUAUUCCAAAAAUUGAAGAUGGAAAUGACUUUGGAGUUUCAGUACAGGAAAAAGUCUUAGAACGUGUUACAGCCAUAAAAACCAAAGUAGAAACCUCUCAGACUAACAUCAACAAAUAUUUCACAGAAAGAGGGGAUGCUGUUGCUAAAGCUUCAAAGGAAACACAUGUGAUGGAUUACAGAGCCCUGGUCCAUGACAAAGAUGAAGGUGCCUUUGUAGAGCUGAGAUUAGCUCUCAUCGACGUGAGAAAUAUCUAUGUUGAAAUUUUUGAUAUUAUUUACAAAAACUUUGAAAAAGUCACAAAUCCUAAAGGAGAGGAGAAAAGCCCAAUGUAUUGA